Molecule: messenger RNA, 749 nt
Organism: Calidris pugnax (ruff)
Lineage: Eukaryota; Metazoa; Chordata; Aves; Charadriiformes; Scolopacidae
Product: cystatin-like
Exons: 3
Coding region: 49-477 (142 amino acids)
Molecular function (GO): cysteine-type endopeptidase inhibitor activity
Source: RefSeq, a predicted model, not a curated record
AAAUGGCGGCGGCCGGCGGUGUGGGGGGAGGCGAGUGAUCGCGCAGCCAUGGCGGGAGCGAGCGGUUGCCUGAGGUUGAUGGCCGCGGCCCUGCUGCUGCUGGUCGGGGUCGCGCUGACCGGCGCCGACCGCCCGCGGCUCCUGGGGGCCCCGGUGGAGGUCGACAACGCCGACAACGACGAGGGCCUGCAGCGGGCCCUGCAGUUCGCCAUGGUGGAGUACAACAGGGCCAGCAACGACAUGUACUCCAGCCGGGUGGUGCGGGUCAUCAGCGCCAAGAGGCAGCUUGUGUCUGGAAUCAAGUACAUCAUGAAAGUUGAGAUUGCCCGCACGACUUGCCCCAAGCCAGCGACUGAUCUCCAGAGCUGCUCUUUCCAUGAUGAGCCGCAGAUGGCCAAGCACACCAUUUGCAACUUCGUAGUGUACACUGUUCCUUGGCUGAACCAAAUCAAACUACUCGAAAGUAGCUGCGAGUAAGAUUCCCUUGGUUCCAGCAGAGACCAGCAACCAGUUGCUCAGAUUUAAAAGGAAGAAAAAAAAAAACACAACCAAAAGCAAUAACACACUUUGAAAUGGGCUUCAUCAAUGCCUGUUAACUACUUACAUAUGCUUGUGCUAUGCAAGUUAAAGUAUGUAACUUUCCUUUAAAGCACAGUGUGAGCUCAACUUUUAUUUUUCUUUGUAAUAGCAUUUUAGAGCAGCUGUUUUGGUCUUCCUACAGCUUUCCCAAUAAAGUAACUCCAACAUCA